Messenger RNA from Tetrahymena thermophila SB210, 1098 nucleotides. Its product is annotated as transmembrane protein, putative. NCBI's taxonomy places the organism in Eukaryota, Ciliophora, Oligohymenophorea, Hymenostomatida, Tetrahymenidae. The record is from RefSeq and is a predicted model, not a curated record. The transcript has a single exon.
AUGAAGCAGACUCAAGCAUGUACAAUUAGUUCUAUACCUUCGAACGAUUCUGCUUAAGUUAAAUACUUUACUAUUGGCAACAUGCUUUUUGAGGUAGAUGCCAAUAAUAGUAAUUAAAGCUCACCAGUUCUUCGUCCUUAAAAUUCAAAUUCCUUCUAUUGCGGUUCUCCUAGCUCUUCACACUAUGAAAUGAGCAAUCUUUCAGAGGAAGGGUAUUACUAGGUCCUCAUGAAGCUAAGAUAAAAGUUAUAACCAGUAACUUGCAUUCAAUUUAACAACAAAUGCAAUCAACUCGAGGCUACUAUUUUAUAAGAAAAAUCAGCUAUCUAAUUCAAUUAAUAUGAGCAACAAGAGCUCUUUUAUGAGUUCUAAGCAAAAAAACCUCAAUUUAGCUAAACACUUGAACGAUAUUUUACUUUAAGAAACUAGGCUUCAAGUUUCAACUAUCUAGAUUAAAGUAGUAGUGAUUCAUGUAUGAGUAGUAUUAAUCCUACCUAAUAAAAAUUGUAAUAAGAUACUAAAGAAAAUAUCUUUUACUAGUUCUGCAAUCAAGAAAUCACUAAAUUAAAUGAUUUGAACGGUUAGCAACAAUUCUUCUCCUACACAGUCGUACAAUGUUUGGAAGAUGAAUUAACUCCUUACAUCUAUAAAAUGGGAUUCAGCGAAUCUUUUAUUUCAAUCCUUGGUUCUAGUCGAAAUAAUUUCUAAUAAAUGCUAAUGCGCUCUGGAUCUUAUCUUCCCUUCCACUAGGAAGUUCGCCUACGUUACAAUAUGUCUAUAAUAGAAUCUCUCCUAAUCUGCCAUGAUAAAAUUCAUGAAAAUAAAAAUUUUCACUGCUACACAGAAAAUUGCCAACUCGAAACAUUCGAAAGGCUCUUUUUCAACUGUGUAAUCAACAAAUAUGUGAUCCCAUGUGUGUACGGAGGAGCUUUACUUGGAUUCAUAGUACUAGACUUAUAUACUAUCCCAAAUUAAGUAAUCAAAGGUCUACUUUCGAGGAGAAAGCAGGCGAAUUGUCAAUUAGUUCCCAUAUUCCCUGAAGAAUAUAUACAAAAAACAGAGGUAUUUUUGCAAAAAAUAAAAAGAUACUCCUCAUGA